Cuscuta epithymum is the source of this 5031-nucleotide messenger RNA. The record is from the annotation of a GenBank genome assembly. NCBI's taxonomy places the organism in Eukaryota, Viridiplantae, Streptophyta, Magnoliopsida, Solanales, Convolvulaceae.
UGAAUACGUAGAAAUCCAUAUAUACUUGGUUCAAGACCUUUUAUUUGUUCAUUCAAUACAUCUCAUCCGUUUAUAUCCAAUUUUGAGAUAUUUAGUCCUCUGUAUCUUCACACAAUGUGAUCAAGAAGUCUUCCUUCAUCCGUUCAUUAUUCAUAUGGAUUUCUUCUGCCUUUCAUUUUGAUCAAGUUUUUACAAUAUUUCAGGUCAGCCGAAAGCUUCGUUUCUAGUGAUGAAAAAUGGCAGAAGGUCGUGAUUGGAUGUAUAAGCGUCGAAGUCGGACUUCUGGUAAUCUAAACUAUGAGUUUGUAGAAGGUGUUAAAAAUUUCUUAGACUAUGCUUUUACCAUAUGUCAAAACAAAGGAGAAGAUAUGGUGAAAUGUCCAUGUAAAAAAUGCAAACUCAGAAAGUACUACGAUAGAGAUACUAUUGAAACACAUUUGUGUAACAAUGGAUUCAGAGAAAACUAUUAUAGAUGGGAUUGUCAUGGUGAAGAGCUGCCAAUAAACCCUUGUAUAUACCGAGGAUAUGUAUCAGCUGAUACAGAAUCUUAUGAAAAUGUAUCUCUUAGUGGUGAUUAUAUUGAACAGAAUCACCUAUUGGGAUGCACACAAAUGGUUAGGGAGGUGAUGUAUCCAUUCUCUAGUAACGCAGAAAAAGAAACUAAUGAUCUGAAUAUGUUUUAUUGUGGUGAUGAAGACAAUGGUGAUCAUGGUUUUGAGAGUAAUGAAAUGGAGUAUCAAAAUAUUCCAAACCAAAAUGCACGAGAGUUCUAUAACCUCUUAGAAGAUGCAUCUGCUCCUUUAUAUGAUGGUUGCACGGAUCACAACAGAUUAUCAGUAGUGUCUGAGCUCUUAAGCGUUAAGAGUCAAUAUAAUAUGUCUGAUGCAUGUUUUGACAAAGUAGCGUCACUUGUGGAACGGAUUGUUCCAGGUGACAACAAAUUCCCGAAGAGCAUGUAUCAUGCCAAAAAAAUGGUCAAUGGAUUAGGGUUGCCAUAUUAUAAAAUUGAUGCAUGUGAGAAUAAUUGCAUGCUAUUUGAUGGUGAUGAUAUAGAUCUGGCGUAGCAAAACGUGUGGUUCAUGUAGGUACUAUGAAGAUACGAUGGAUCGGGGAGGAAAACGGAAGGCAGUGGCAAAAAAAGUGUUGCGAUAUUUGCCAAUAACAGAGCGUUUGAAGAGAAUGUACAUGUCAUCGAAAACAUCAGAAUUUAUGACUUGGCAUACACGAGGUACUUCUUCCACUCGCACCACUAUUUCACAUCCAUGUCAUUCAGAGGCAUGGAAACACGUUGAUCAAACAUUCCCUGAUUUUGCUCUUGAGUGUAGAAAUGUGCGUUUGGGGUUAUGCACAGAUGGGUUUAAUCCAAAUUCUGAUUUUAGUAACCCAUACUCAAUUUGGCCGGUAUUCAUUGCUGUAUACAAUUUGCCUCCUGAACUUUGCAUGAAAGAGCCAUAUAUUUUUAUGGCUAUGUUGAUACCUGGUCCUCGAUCCCCGGGAAGGAACAUAGAUAUAUUUUUAAGACCACUUAUUGAUGAGUUGAACAUGUUGUGGAAUGUUGGAGUUGAAACAUGGGAUGCUUGUCGAAAGCAAAAUUUCAUGUUACGGGCAUGCCUUUUAUGGACCAUUAGUGACUUCCCAGCAUAUGGAAUGUUGUCGGGAUGGAGCACACAUGGCCGAUUAGCAUGUCCUUACUGUCUGGGAGAUGGAGUUGCUCACCAGCUUAAGUUUGGGAAGAAGCCAUGUUGGUGGGGUUGUCAUAGGAGGUUUCUAGAACAUGAACAUGCAUUCCGUCGUGACACACAAUCAUGGGGAAUUUCGCGAAGUGAACGUAGGAGACCUCCCUCGGUACUAUCUGGUGUUGAAAUUUUGAGGAGUAUGGAGAACAUUAUAUUCCCACCAUUUGGCUCUCAAUUUGACAAUAUGCGUGCUGAUGGAUUUGGAAGAACUCACAAUUGGAUCAAAAGAUCUAUUUUUUGGGAACUACCAUAUUGGAAACAUUUGCUUGUGCGACAUAACCUUGAUGUAAUGCAUAUUGAGAAAAAUUGUUUUGAUAAUGUGUUUAACACAGUUAUGAAUGUCAAGGGGAAAACUAAAGAUAAUUCCAAUUCGAGGCGUGAUAUGGAGCAAAUGAACAUACGAAGAGAGUUGCAUUUGUACGACCGUAACAUGGCCACAUAUCAACCAAAAGCAAGUUAUGUGUUAGAUAAACCGAGCAUAAUCAAUAUUUGCCAUUGGUUGAAGCAUGAAGUUAAACUUCCUGAUGGUUAUUCAUCUAACAUUGGACAUUGCGUGAACACAACUACUAAUACAUUUUAUAGUAUGAAAAGCCAUGAUUGUCAUGUGUUCAUGCAACGUCUACUUCCAAUUACACUGCGCGGUUAUCUAAGUUUACCAAUAUGGGCUACGAUUUCUGAGUUCUGCAAAUUUUUUAGACUUAUCUGUGCAAAGGAACUUUGUAUUGCAGACAUCGAAAAAAUGCAAGAUGCUAUUGCUGUUACGCUCUGUAAACUUGAGAAAAUAUUUCCACCAAGUUUUUUUGAUUCCAUGGAACAUUUGACAAUCCACCUGCCAUGGGAGUUGAAAGUUUGUGGCCCUGUACAAUUUCGUUGGAUGUACCCUUUUGAACGUUUGAUGAAAAAGUUGAAGGAGAAAGCAAAAAAUAAACAAUUUCUAGAGGGAUCAAUUGUUGAAAAAUUCUGGGUACAGGAAGUUGCUUUAUUUUGUGAACAUUACUUUGAUGACAAUUGUGGUUCCCGCAUCAAUCCUCAUGUUAGAAAUGAAGUUCGACCUAAUAUGUUGGUUGUGGGGGAAACUUCUAAUGAUGUAGACAAAUUGUCUAUCUUCAAGCAUCCUGUUACAAACUUUAGUCGCACAAAGAAUCGUGUAUUGACAAAUGAAGAACUACACCAUGUCCAUAGCUAUGUUCUGCUCAAUACCCCUGAAGUUCAACCGUACAUUGAUCACUUUGAAUGUCAACUUAGACAAUCUUCCCCAGCUUUGAAUGAUUUUGAUGUUGCUGAACAGAGAAUGACACACUUUGCUACAUGGUUUGAGACAAUGGCGCAGUUAUUUCCUCAGAAUUUUACCCAACAACUAAUCGAGUUAUCACAAUGGCCAAAAAAGAAAACCAUGGCAUAUGGUGGCUCAUAUGUAAAUGGGUUCAAAUUUCAUACAAGAAUGUAUGGAGAGGGUAAACGCACAUCUAACUGGGGCAUUUGUGUACUUGGAGAAACUUCAGAAGAAGUCAUGUCUUCAAGGGCUUAUGUUCGUGGUGGUGGUCAUCACGCGAUUCGUGGUCGUUCAAAUAAUGGUUCCGUAGUUGGUAGUGAAAGGCACCGAUACUUGUCAGGGGUACAUAUAAGUAGCCAGAAUGUUGAUCACUCACCCAUGACCCCCCCAUCAAAUGCAAUCAACUCAUUUGCUACAAAUACGAGGGAUGAACCAUUUACGCAGCCUAAUGUCACACAACAAAGUGUCCCCUCCACACAGCCCCGCGAUCAUAUUGUACUCGGCGAUCUCAAAGUAAAUGAUAAAGUGAAAGUCUUAGGAAACUAUUGCCACAAAGUUGUUUACCGGAUGGCCACCCAACUAUGGAAAUUUAGAACCUAAAGAUCGCGAAGAAUACAUUAAACAAUUCUCGAACGAAUAUAAAUGGGCACCGUCAGAUAAUGGGUUAAUGAGUUCCAAACUUCAUUCAAAGUUUUCUACUCGUUAUACGGCGCGCUUGUCAAAUAUCAGACAAAAUGUUCAAGAAAAAAUUCCGGAUUUUCUUGAUGACCAGGAUUAUACUAGAUUCAUUCCCUUCCGACCAGAGCUUGUAACCCCUCAAACAUGGCUAAAAUUAUGCGACUAUUGGAACACCGAUGAAUGGAAGAAGAAGUCUGGAAUUGCGAAGCGUAAUCGUGUUGGAAACCUUGGUGAUGGAGAAGUUACUGCUAAGACAAAAGGAAGAAAGUCGAAAGAGGAUUUCUAUUCUGAGCUCGCAUUAGAACUUGGCCGAAUUCCCACGAUGGAAGACUUUGGUGAUAAGUGGUGUACAAUUGACCCUGCAACAAACCAGCCGCUUCAAACAACCUUUGCUCGUUACAUGGCAAUAUAUCGUGAACGCAUGAAAGAAAAAUAUGGACCGGAGCGGGCACAACAUCCGACAUUUGACUAUGAGAUCUGGAUUGAGAUUACUGGUCCUCAAAAAAAGGGACGAUUAGUUGGCGUACCACAACAAUUAUCUCAUCCUCAUUUGUUUCGGCCAUCAAAACCAGAGGAAGUAUACACUAUGUUUUUUUAAAGAAGGAUCGAUCUGUGAGUUUAGAGCGCCAAUUUGUUGAGCUCAAGACCCAAAUGGAGAUGAUGCAGGUUGAAAUGUCUGAGCUCAAGGCAAUAAUUCAAAAAUUGAUGGAAGAAAAUCUAGAGCAAAGAACCCAUUUCAAAUCUUCUAUGAGCAAUAUUUGGGGUCAUCUGAUGAAUAUGGGCGUUGUUACUCCGAAUACGAUCCCAUUUAAUUUAGUUGCGGGAGAAGGGUAUCCAUCUCAACAACACCCGCCUUCUAUGUUUGGGCAACCGUCACUACCCCAACAACCAUUGCCAUUCCGACAUCAACAACCUGCAUCCUUCAGCCAGCUUAUUCAGAUGAACUACGCCCAAGCACAACAUGAGACUUUGGGGGAUCAACCUGCACAGUUUGGUAUCACUGGUUUCACACAACCGACAUCGUCUAAAAGGCGCUCAAGAGCGCCUCCAAUCCUUGCAAAUCAACCAAUCCUUGCACCACCUAUUCUUCCAAUGCGGCGUCCUCGCGAGAGCUCAUCUAGCGAUAAUUCCGAUGAUGAUGAGGAAACUGAUGAUAGGAAUGAUGAUAGUUAGUAAAAAAUAUAAUAUGUUUAGAAUUUUCGGUUUAAGACUGUUUUGUGUUCUAUGUUGUUUGCUAAGACUCCAUUUUUGUGUUGUACUAAAACAGUUUCCUUCAACUGGAUAUGUAAACAUUAGUAUAUUUUUAAUACUUUGUGUUCUAAAAUUAUCACUCAAUAAUACCAG